AUGCCUCCUCACCUCCAGUACGGCUCACCCAAGAGCGCCUCGAGCCCGGAGUCGGCCAAGGCGGGAGCCGCCUCGUCGCCGGACGUCUCCAGCGGCUCCCAGAAGGACUCGCGGAAGCGCAAGAUCUCCCACGAUGACCUCGACGAUGAUGAUCUUCUCGAGGAGGGCGGCAAGCCCGUCAAGAAGACGGCUCACAACAUGAUUGAAAAGCGAUACCGGACCAACAUCAACGACAAGAUUGCCGCCUUGCGAGACAGCGUCCCCAGCCUGCGCAUCAUGAGCAAGAGCGCCAGGGGAGAGGACACGACGGAAGAUCGCGAGGAAUUACACGGCCUCACCCCCGCGCACAAGCUCAAUAAAGCGACUGUGUUGAGCAAAGCGACGGAAUAUAUACGCCAUCUGGAGAAGAGGAAUAACCGACUGAUAGAUGAAAACAGCGCCAUGCAUCAGAGAAUUGCCGCAUUCGAGAAGCUGUUCAUGGCGGGCGCCAUGAAUGGCUCCGUGAAUGGCUCCAUGCCUCCCAUGCAGCAGCCUACACCGACGCAGUAUCCCCAGGAUAGCCAAACACCACAGCAGUCACAGCAGCAGCUAUCGCAGAUGGCACCGUCUCCAAUGGAGACUCCUCAGGAAGCCGGUGGAAUGCCGACUGGUCUCAUCGAGGUUCCAGAGGACAUGAAGCGAAUACUCUCCGCCCAAAUGUCGGGCCAGCCAUACCCCGUUCCUCAGCAGCUAUUCCGCCCCAAUCCGACGGUGGUCGGCCAGCAACAGAUUCGACCAAUGCAGCAGCAGCAGCAGCAGCAGCAACAAGGCCAGCAGGGGACAUGGAGCUCUGCAAGCCCCUAUUUUGGUAAGCUGAUGGUAGGCUCACUCGCCGGACUGAUGAUAUUGGAGGCGGUUCGGGAAGACGAAUCCAGCAGCCAAGAGCCCCAGGGCCGCGGGCUGUUUGCUCUGCCCCUGCAGCUCUUCAGACAUAUACCCUCUCACCUCGAUGUACGAUUUGCGGGAUACGACGCCAUCUCGAUCAAGUUCUUGCUCCUCUUCGGCCUUGUGCUGUGGGUCUUUAUCCCCUCACUAUUCUCGGCCAUGGACCGAACACCCAAGAAGCAACAAUCGGCUGCCGUGCAAUCCGCUCCAUCCUUGGCUUCCCCCAUCGGUGUUCGUCGCCGCGCGUGGGAGACGGCCAUUCAGACGGUUUGGGUGCCUCACCACAACUUCUUCCUCGAGGCGGCUGCGCUGAUGCUCAAGACGCUCAAGCUGAGCGUGCGCAACGUGUUUGGCGUCCACGCCUAUCAUUUGCUGACCGGACUGACUCCCGAACAAGAAGUGGCCCGAGUUCGCGCGUGGGCCACGGCUCUCGAUGCGCAGCUUACUGGAGGAGAUGCCGAGAUUUGCAUGAGCCGUCUCAUCCUCACACUGCUGGCGUCUGGGACUGUGCCAAAUACCCCCAGCGGCCUCAUGCUCAAGGCACUUCACGUCCGUGUGCUCUUGUGGGACCUGAGUCAGAAAUGGUAUCAACUGGGCUUGGUCAACUAUAUCGCCACCAAGAUUGCCGAACGACAGUGGAACGCGGCUCGGGACUUGAACCAGAGACUAACCAACAGCCAUCAACAAGACGAGGCGUGGGAGAAGAAGCGAGCCGAGUACAUGCUGCCCGACCACCUGGCAGUGUUAGUCGAGCAGGAGUGCGACAAGGUCCUUACCCCCGCCGUCAUCCAGCGAGCCCACAACCUGGCCUUUAACGUGGAGACAACUUACAACGCGAUCGCGAUUGACGGCAUGGACUCGGUUGUCGACGAUACAUCGAUUGGGUCUCCCAUGGAUGCUCUCGCAGCGUGGUGGUCGACGGCCAAGGUGCACGACAUUCUCACUACGACACUGUACGGAGACGAAGCCGAGCCGGAUGAAGAAGUGAUGGAACUUGCUGUCAAGGCAGCCCCCUUGGGCUCUCGUGCUCGGGCACGGGCAGUCAUGGCUCGUUCUGUCCUCGCUCAUCAUUCGCGCGGAAGCAACAUCGCAGCCGCUGUUCAGGUCCUUCGCGUCGACGCCGAUGGCGGCAACCUUAUCGAUCCGAUGACCCUGGCAUGCGCCGACGCCAACCCCUUUGCCGGCCGCGCAGCCGCCCCUCCGCCUCAGCCCAAUCUUCCGGAUCCCGACCUUCAGCUUUGCCUACGCUGCGCGACAGCUGCGGCUCAUAUCAAACGAUUAGGUGGCCCGGCUGCCAGCAGCAAGCAGUAUGUCCGCGAGUCCAUCGAAAAGGUCAUAGCCUUGGCAACGAAAACACAAAUGUCUCUCUUGAGCUUUACGUCGGUGAUGGAGGUUCUGGAGCAGAUCCUAGCUCAUAAAGAUACCACAAAUACUUUUGCACCACUGGUGGAGAGGCUAGCUGCCAUCCUACGUCUUUGGAUGGGGAGCCCGCUGGCACAGCAGUGCGGUGUACCGUCCGGAUUACAAGACAAGAUGAUCACUAAAUGCCUGAGGAUCACGAAGAUGGUGGUGGGCAUGGAGGUGGACACAGGCUACGACAGCAUGACGGACAACGAAGGGUUCCGAUGA
Trichoderma citrinoviride is the source of this 2553-nucleotide messenger RNA. RefSeq lists its product as hypothetical. The record is from RefSeq and is a predicted model, not a curated record. Gene Ontology annotation, molecular function: protein dimerization activity. Gene Ontology annotation, biological process: positive regulation of transcription by RNA polymerase II; SREBP signaling pathway. The transcript has 2 exons. Lineage: Eukaryota; Fungi; Ascomycota; Sordariomycetes; Hypocreales; Hypocreaceae. The coding region runs from base 1 to 2553 and encodes 850 amino acids.